UUACAUCCCUAGUGACGUGUAAAACAUUCACGGCGCAACAAUUUACACGAAACCAAAGCGAAAUGGACGGUUUUAUGAUGGACAUAAUCAAAGGAAUGUGUAUUAUGGACAAUGAUGGCAACAGAAUUCUAGCAAAAUAUUACGACAAAAACAUAUUGUCGACGCUCAAGGAGCAGAAGGCGUUCGAAAAGAAUCUGUUCAACAAGACACACCGUUCCAACACCGAAAUCAUAAUGCUCGACGGCCUGACGUGCGUCUAUAAGAGCAACGUGGAUCUGUUUUUCUACGUCAUGGGCAGUGCAUACGAAAAUGAGUUAAUUUUGCUCUCUGUGCUCAACUGCCUGUAUGACUCGAUUAGCCUAAUUCUAAAGAAGAAUGUGGAGAAGCGCUUGGUGUUAGAAAGUUUGGAAAUCAUAAUGCUGGCCUUCGACGAGAUCUGUGACGGCGGCAUUAUUUUGGAUGCAGACCCAUCGUCCGUGGUGAAACGUGUUGAUCUGCGCAACGACGAUAUACCCAUUGCCGAACAGACUGUAGCGCAGGUGCUGCAAUCGGCGCGCGAGCAGCUCAAAUGGUCCAUUCUGAAAUGAGGGUAGUGCCCAGACCCGUAAAACUGUUACCAUAUUGUCGCAAUACAUUCGAUUUUCUAUGAUAUAUAAUAUACAUACACACAUAUAUUUAAAUAGUAAGCGCCGUUGAUUUUUUGCAUUUGUAUAUAUAUAGAAGGUCACGUUAUAAACCUAAACAGGCCCAUA
Scaptodrosophila lebanonensis is the source of this 752-nucleotide messenger RNA. RefSeq names its product coatomer subunit zeta-1 (gene zetaCOP). Bases 63 to 587 code for a protein of 174 amino acids. The transcript is spliced from 4 exons. The record is from RefSeq and is a predicted model, not a curated record. Gene Ontology annotation, cellular component: COPI vesicle coat. NCBI's taxonomy places the organism in Eukaryota, Metazoa, Arthropoda, Insecta, Diptera, Drosophilidae. Gene Ontology annotation, biological process: intra-Golgi vesicle-mediated transport; retrograde vesicle-mediated transport, Golgi to endoplasmic reticulum; intracellular protein transport.